AUGUCCAUUUUCCGUUUAUGGCCCUGUGUACAAAUAUUUUUGGUUGUCGCUUCGAGGAAUGUAUGCGAAAAAAAUACUGUUUUUAAUAUAUUGGGAGCCCUGGAGAAUGCUCAUUGGGACGAAUGCCAACGCAGCCAGACUGACCGACCCCAUUCCCCAACCACUCAUUUACCACAGACUUCCCAUAAUGAAUCGUCAAAAAUAUCACCACUUUAUAAUCUGGAUUAUAUUCCAUACAUGUUUAUUAACAUUUCCGGGCUAAUUGAAGCUAUUUUCCUUCAAGUCCAAGACAGGGAGGCUUGA
Pieris macdunnoughi is the source of this 303-nucleotide messenger RNA. Lineage: Eukaryota; Metazoa; Arthropoda; Insecta; Lepidoptera; Pieridae. The record is from the annotation of a GenBank genome assembly.